CUUAUCGUUUCUUUGUAUGAUGAUGGAUAUCACUUCAAACGAGCUUCUUAGAAGAAAUGCUGUUUCUGAGGCUUUAAUGAAAGGGACUUCUUGUGACGGUGGUACAACAUUUUCUUCUGCUUCUGCUGAAAACAUUCUCUCCCCUGGGUUGAGUUUUUCUGUGAGUGUUGGCGAGAAGAGAAAGAGGAACGAGCAUGUUGAAAGUUGCAAUUCUGGAAAUCGCGGUGUUGUGAAUAAUAAUAACACUGGAAGAGGGUCAGAUGAUAAAGGAGAUGGAGAAAGGAGAGAAGAGUCUGUAGAACCAAAGACUUCUGAAUGUUCUGGUCUGAAGUUUAACGACUUUGAGAAGCUGAGGGAAGAAGUAAACUUUGCGGUUGGGCAGACCUGGGCUCUCUAUGAUAAAGUGGAUGGAAUGCCUAGAUUGUAUGCCCAGAUCAGAAAAGUUUCAGCUCCUUCCUUUGGACUUAGGAUCACGUACUUAGAGCCAGAUCCAGAUGAUGAGAAAGAGAUCCAAUGGUUUGAAGAAGACUUGCCUGUUUCUGCUGGUAAGUUCAGGCUUGGGAGAAAUCAGAACACGAAAGAUCGCUCCAUCUUCUCUCAUCUUAUCCAAUGCAACGUAGGAACCAACACUGGUCAUUUUGUUAUAUCCCCAAGAAAAGGCGAGACUUGGGCUCUAUUCAAGAACUGGGAUAUGAAGUGGUCUUCCGAGCCAGAUUCUCACCGUAAAUACGAGUAUGAGUUUGUCGAGAUUUUGUCAGACUACACUGAUGAAGCUGGUGUAUCUGUUGCAUACUUGCAUAAAGCAAAAGGGUUUGCAAGUGUUUUCUUUCGAAUGGGAACCGAUAAUGCAGACAUAUUUCAUAUUUUACCUCACAGUUUGUAUCGGUUCUCCCAUAAGGCUCCUUCCUUCAAACUGAACGGAGUUGAAGGAAAAGGUUUACCUAAAGAUGCUUAUGAGCUGGACCAAGCUGCAUUACCUGAACCAAUAGAAGAGGUAAUCGUCCCUUUUUAUAAAGAAGCAAAGCUUACCGUUCCAAAGCCUAAGCCAGAAGCUCUCUGCUUUACUACAAAUGGUAAAGUUUUUCAAACUGGCCAGUUCUGGGCAUUUAGCGGCUAUUACGACUACGACUACAUGCCUCGGAGCUACUGUAAGAUUCAGAAGAUCACUCUCACCCAGGCAUUCAAGCAGAAAGCAGAGUAUAAACUACAUGUAUCUCGGUUAAAGCCUAGUCCUUCCCAAAAGAAUGUCAUCUUGUGGAAGGACAAGAAAAUGCCUGCUGGUUGUGGAACUUUCUUUGGGACUAAAACUUUGUCAGUAUUCUGUCCAGAAAAUGUUUCACAUCAGAUAGUGCCUCAAAUCUCCAUGGAUGGAAAUGAAUAUAUCAUUCUGCCCAAGACUGGCCAAGUGUGGGCGAUUUACAGAUGCUGGGCUCCUCACUAUGAUGUCGAAGCAUUGGAAGAACAGUACUUGGACUUUGACAUCGUCGAAGUUCUUGAUGACGCCUUGGACUUUAAGGUUUUAGCGUUGAAGCUCGCGUUGUUUCCUAGUGAAGAGAAAAAGAGAUUUUUUAGAGCAGCUGAUAGUAGGACAUGUGAUUGUGGUAACUGUGGGGAUGAGUCGGAAGUGACAUUUACAAUCCCAAAGUCGAAAAGGCUCACAUUCUCUCAUCAGGUUCCUGCUUCCCGCGUAACCAAGGAGAUAGACGGAGAGUUGCAAGAGGUUUUCGAGGUUGAUAGUAGAGCAUUACCUUCAUCGCUGGACUAUUGAGCAAAGGAUGUUGUUGUGAGGGAAGGUUUCCUUUUUGUUAGCUUUUGGUGCAUUUGGUCAGAUUCAGAAGGUUUGUCCUUGGCUAAGAUCUAAGACGCUUAAACUUUCUUAAUUUUUCUCCAUGAGUUUAUGCAUGUUUUUCUUUUGUUGGUUGGAAU
Eutrema salsugineum is the source of this 1926-nucleotide messenger RNA. RefSeq lists its product as uncharacterized. The transcript has a single exon. Bases 17 to 1768 code for a protein of 583 amino acids. Lineage: Eukaryota; Viridiplantae; Streptophyta; Magnoliopsida; Brassicales; Brassicaceae. The record is from RefSeq and is a predicted model, not a curated record.